Molecule: messenger RNA, 1846 nt
Organism: Desarmillaria tabescens
Lineage: Eukaryota; Fungi; Basidiomycota; Agaricomycetes; Agaricales; Physalacriaceae
Exons: 14
Coding region: 391-1662 (423 amino acids)
Biological process (GO): cell surface receptor signaling pathway
Source: RefSeq, a predicted model, not a curated record
GUCGAAGAAUCAACACCUUUGAAGUAUGUCACUCCGAAUCAUCUUGUAUCGGCGGUGUUUGUGUCCUAUUUCAUUGGUAGCGAAAGGAAGAGAACCCCGAUAAACGUUCACGUCUCUUCUACAGAGCCGUCGACGAGCCAAGGUGCCACGGAACGCCAAGCCUCAACUCUACACGAUGCUGCAACAGGCGUGGUAGCUGGUGCAACCACAGAGAAAAUAUCGCAAGGGCUCAACGACACUACGUUGUGUAAAUCUCGUGACCUCGCCUCUCCCAUCGCAGAACUGGUAUCUUCAAGAGGCUUUCCCUAGGUCGGAGGGGUGCACUUUGUAUCAAGUUUAAUGUUACCGCGUGGCAGUGUUUGAUUGUAUUACAUGUCGUAAAGCCAAGGCAUGCUGUUUUCGAUACAUACAGCAUUUUAUUCCACAACCACCACUAUCUCUUCAGGAUACACGAACGGCGAGUCGAUGGCGAGGAUCCUUACCUUGGUCAAGAACGCAGCGAAAAGGCCCAUUCCCUUUGUCAAGAAGAAGGGCGUUGAGACUCUCACAGUGCCUCUGGAAUGUCUAAAGGCGACUGCUGGUUUAAUCCCGGUACCGGCCCUUGGACCAGCAACGGAUAUUGUCCUUUCGAUCUUGAAAAAGGUGGAUGAGAGCCAGCAGAAUACGGGAACUGCCCGUGAAAUUGCAAAUCUGUGCUUGAAGGCACAUGUCACAUUAUCUGAGCAUCUGCAGAACGUAGAAAUCACGCCUACAUUAUUGGCUAGCAUUCAACAAUUUGAAGCGGAUUUGCAUGACGUCGAAAACACUGUGGAAGAGUACGAACAGAAGAUGUCGAUUGAACGAACGCUCUAUUCUAAAUCAUAUAGCGAUGAAUUGCAACGCCUCGAAAAACGGGUCAACAGAACUCUGUCGCUUUUCCAAAUAAAGAAGUUACUUUCGCUUGAAGAAACCUGCGCAAAGAUGUCCACGUCUUUACAGCACAUCAUUGAACUAUUGCUUAUUAACCGCUCCGAACCUGCUCCGAAGCCCGAAGAACCACUAGUAGAUAUCGUGCGGAGAAGUCAGCUCACUCUCUGUGAAGAGCUCUUUCGUUGUCCAGGGUUUAGCGUUCAAAGAGCAGAAAUGCAUGGAAAGAUCGUUACCAUCAAAGUGUUCACAGGCUGCAAAGCGAAAUCGACCUGGGAAGUGCCAAAUACGUUGGACUUGAAAGUUAUGCAUCCCAACCUACCUCACCUUAUCGGAGUUUCAACUUCUGAUGAGCGGGGGGCCUUGUUCUCGGUGUAUGAUCUUGAUAUCAAGAGCCGGCUUGUAGAUGUCAUCCCGUCAUGGUUGACGAUCGAUUUCGAUACUCUCAGUUCUUUGAUCGACAAAAUGGUUAACGAUGUAGACAGUGCAUGGGAUCAUUUGCAGGACCAAAAUUGUUUGUUUGUUCCGUCUGACGGAAUUGUAUACUUUGAUAUUCUUUGUGAUGCCCGCGGCCGAUUCGUCGUCUCACUCCCUCCGGGAGCGGCUAGCUCCUUAACUGCCUUGGUCUCUCCUGUGGACUGUGCCGAAUUUGAGUUUGUGAUGGACGACACCCGUCAUAACGCUGAGGUCCUUAGAGUAAAUCACACCAGUUUGUCUAUGCUUGAAUUUUUCACUGACCGACCACUGAGACGAUAAGCACGUGUAUAAAUACACGCAAUCCGUUCUGUAUCCGUUCUAUAUGCGACCGGGGUUAAACCUGCGGGAGCUUGUUUAGCAGACAGCCAGCGGUUAUCACACGGACGUACGUAAGACCUCACAGAAAUAUGGCAUUCAUACCGACUUACCUUGGAAUGCAGUGAUUCAGGACUUGUUUUCGGAU